Molecule: messenger RNA, 2222 nt
Organism: Scatophagus argus
Lineage: Eukaryota; Metazoa; Chordata; Actinopteri; Scatophagidae
Gene: srsf2b
Product: serine and arginine rich splicing factor 2b
Exons: 3
Coding region: 241-906 (221 amino acids)
Molecular function (GO): RNA binding
Source: RefSeq, a predicted model, not a curated record
AGAAGAAGAAGUUUACUUCGCUGGUUUGGGGCGGUUGAAGACAACUUAAACCAAGUUGUGCUAGACGAAAUCGCGAUUUUCUUGCGAUUGUGCAGUCCAAACCACCAAUCAGGCAAGGUAGUUUCAUGUAAAGUGCACUUUGUGUCUCUGUGUUUGGACUUUUGCAAACAAGUAGGCUCUGUCUUAGCCAAGAUUUAAACUGUUUUGCGGACGGCUACUGGGCCUCAAAGGCUAAUCGCCAUGAGUUACGGUAGGGCUCCGCCAGACGUCGAUGGCAUGACUUCCCUCAAAGUGGACAACUUAACAUACCGAACAGCGCCAGAAACCCUUAGACGUGUAUUCGAGAAGUAUGGCCGAGUAGGGGACGUAUACAUUCCCCGAGACCGCUACACCAAAGAAAGUCGGGGCUUCGCGUUUGUGCGGUUCCACGACAAAAGGGACGCAGAGGAUGCGAUGGACGCCAUGGAUGGCGCGCUUCUGGAUGGACGGGAGCUGCGGGUUCAGAUGGCUCGGUACGGCAGACCCCCUGAUUCCCACUACAGUGGAGGGCGUCGAGGAGGGCCGCCCAGACGGCACAGCGGACGCCGAAGCAGAAGCUAUUCCCCCAGCCCGAGACACAGACGACGCAGCAGAUCCCGCAGCAGGAGCCGCUCUCGUUCCCGCAGCCGAUCCCGCUACAGCAAAUCCAGGUCCCGGUCCUACUCCCGAUCCAAGUCCCGAUCCAAGUCCCGUUCUCCCAGGACCAAGAAGGCAAAGGCCAAGUCCCAGUCUCGCUCCAGAUCUAGAUCCAGGUCCCGCUCCCGGUCCCGCUCCAGAAGUCGCACGCCCUCCUCCAAAAAAGGGUCCAGAUCAAGGUCUAAAAGCCAGCCCAAGUCGGCAGCAGAAAACGGAGGCGAAUCCCUGUAAAGCUCAGCGUGCCAGCAAAAGGUGACUUCAGAUGUCCAAGACUGGAUCCCACCCAAACAACAGUGUCCUGCUGUUAAAGGUUAUUAUUGUGUCUUCCAUGCUUUGAUUUCUUUUCUCCAUUCGGCCACGAAAGGCCUUUUUCGUUUCAUUGAUGUGCAGUGAUUUUAUUUCGUCAUAAUAGUUUAACAUGGGGAGGAGUUUCUGUUCUGACCUGCUUUUGUAAAGAAAACGCAGGAUAAUAUGCAGUCUGUUCAUGUUUGUACUGGUGGUUACUUUGGCCCUGCGACUUCUUCUCUUUAUGGCCUGCGUCAGGAAGUGAUCACGUGAUCCACUUCAUUACUGGUGGCACAGAGGCGGCUUAGUUAGCUGGCUAACGCAUUCGCUUUGUGAUGCAGGCCUGCGGUGUCACCGUCAGGACAGUCUCACACACACACACAGGCUUGUUUUUCUCACAUCCAAAGCGUUUAUUACUGUUGAUUCUUUUUCAGAAAGUGAUAUAAUCAGCACAGAGUAAAUCCAAAUAAGGUUUGGUUAUGUUUUUGUUUUCAUAUCAAUGCAACUAUUUCAUUAUACUGCAGUAAUCCUUAAAAAAACGUAGCUACCUGCUUCCUUACGAUCUUUCAUUCACAGCACAGAGUGUCUUGUUAGACGUGACAGCAGAUCAUUUUAAUCCUUGUCACUGAACACCAUUUGCAUGUGACAUACAGUAAAUUGACUGAGAUGUUGUAAACUGAAGAUUAUGGAAACCUGUUUCUAACAAUGUGAUGGAAAGCAAAGGCCUUCAACUCUAAAUGAUGACAUAAUAUCUCAAUAUAAUGAGUUCGUGCCUCAGAAUAAUUCUCACUGGGGGGAUUUUCAUAAGAGUUUGUCCUUGUUUUGAUAAAGUUCUUCAUUAAAAACGGUCUUUUUCAUCACAGUAGCAGAAAUGGGCUUCCAUAGAGGCUAAAGUCUAAAAGCUGCCAGUUUGAAGAACAUUUCAGGUUAGUUGAAGGUCACACAGAUUUUAAGGUAUGAGCUCGUCGCCCGUUUAGGGGACUCCCUACAAUGUUUUUUUUUUUCUUUUACAUUUCUGAUCCUAAUCCUGCUUGUAUGUUUUUUUGUGCACUAGGCGCAGUUGUGUAGCAGUUGAGUAUUGCUGGUUAGCUGUUAAGGUGGCGUGUUGCUCUGCUGAGUGCUUGGAUGUAUCCAGUGUUCUCCAGAAUGCUCCUGUGACCGCCGGUGGUGCGGCUGCGACCGUCUCACCCGUUUUGUAUGCUGAAAUGUUGGUCAUGGAUGGGGAAUGUGAUUUUCAUUAAAGAUUUUGCUGUUUUUGUCUA